GUUCACUUGGGCCAAUUCUACCUGGGAGCACCAGACUGGAGAUUACAAACCAGAUCAUUGAACUACCCUCCGAUCACCUCGAGGUCGUUUCCUUCCGUGACCGCGUCAAGCGGAUCAAAGAUGAAAACAAAUUCGUAAAUGACGAGAACGACACCCUACACGACAGCAACAACGAGAAAUUUCUCAGUUACCGAUCUGCAGAAUCAGAAGACCUAUAUUCUUCCCGUCAUCAAACGGGAGUGACAUCUGGAGCACUCGCAAUGCCGCCCAAAGAGCCAAGGUGGUUGGUGAAUCUAAGCCUUCCGUGGAGGAUUGAAUAGAGACGAUUGAUCCCCUGCCGAUCGCACGCAAUGCCGCCGCACAGACUGACGUAGUACAUCAGAAGAAAGAACCCUUCCUAAUGAAGAUCGAAGACAUGGGAGUCAUGAUGACAACGACCAUCGAACGCUACUACCAAGACCCCGCCUUCAAGGACCAAGGGACAUUCGGCUGCCCCAAAUGCCCAUCAGACCAGAUCAAAAACCGCAUCAGGUUCGAUCGAGGGCAAGAGGACGAGCAUGUCAUUCACAAGACGUCUUUCGAGAAGUUCAAAGAAGACCCGGAUAACCCGCGUGUCGCAAACGUGUAUUCAUACCCGCCAACGAACAAACUCAGCCAGUUUAUAAUGCCAGAAUUCUCCGCAGAGGAUGAGGAAAACCCCCGGUUCCUCAUCUUCACGGACCGAUUUACCCCAGAAGAUGAUUAA
Molecule: messenger RNA, 745 nt
Organism: Fusarium odoratissimum NRRL 54006
Lineage: Eukaryota; Fungi; Ascomycota; Sordariomycetes; Hypocreales; Nectriaceae
Exons: 1
Coding region: 401-745 (114 amino acids)
Source: RefSeq, a predicted model, not a curated record